This is a messenger RNA of Histoplasma capsulatum G186AR, 1531 nucleotides long. RefSeq names its product zinc knuckle domain-containing protein. Gene Ontology annotation, cellular component: cytoplasm. The record is from RefSeq and is a predicted model, not a curated record. The transcript has 5 exons. Bases 1 to 555 code for a protein of 184 amino acids. Lineage: Eukaryota; Fungi; Ascomycota; Eurotiomycetes; Onygenales; Ajellomycetaceae. Gene Ontology annotation, biological process: positive regulation of cytoplasmic translation. Gene Ontology annotation, molecular function: translation regulator activity; zinc ion binding; mRNA binding.
AUGGAUUACCAGUCAGGUGGCCGUGGAUGCUUCAAUUGUGGCGAUGCCGCUCAUCAGGUUAAUAUGUUUUGCGCCCUCUACAACUGUGGUGGUCGUGAAUGUACUGCUGCCCCCAAGGAAAAGACUUGCUAUCGAUGCGGCCAGGCCGGACAUAUCUCCCGUGACUGCACAUCUGCCGGCUCCGGAGACAGCUAUGGUAACAGCGGUGGCUAUUCCGGUGGCGGAGGAGCUGCUGGCGGCCAGGAAUGCUACAAAUGUGGCCAAGUCGGACAUAUCGCCCGUAACUGCUCCCAAAGCGGAGGUUACGGAUCCGGUGGUUACGGUGGUGCUACUGGUGGUGGUUACAGCGGUGGCUAUGGCGGUGGUCGCCAGCAGACUUGCUACUCGUGUGGUGGUUACGGGCAUAUGGCUCGCGACUGCACUCAGGGUCAAAAGUGCUACAAUUGCGGUGAAGUUGGCCACGUCUCCCGAGACUGUCCCACCGAAGCUAAGGGUGAGCGAGUUUGUUACAAAUGCAAACAACCCGGCCAUGUCCAAGCAACUUGCCCCAACUAAGCGAGAGAAGGGCGUUUAUUGGGGUCGUGAGGAAGAGAAAUCGAGGAGAAAUUGGAUUUCCUUUUCUUUCGUCUUCUUUUACUUCCAUCCAUCCAAGCGCGCGGGCUUUCUUUUUUGUCCCCCAUGGCCCAUUGUUUGGAAGGAUAACUUGGUCAUGACUCAGAAAUGAGCAAUUUCUUCUUUUUUUGUCUUGUUUCUUUCUUUUGCAUUCUUGUUUUUCCUCAUAUUUUAAAUCACGAGAUUAUGUCUAUUUUCUUCCAUUUUUUAUGCUACUGUCACGCAAAGAAAACAAGUCCCUUUUUUAAACUCCAACAGAACAUCCCCACCAUGCAGGACAUCUUACACACACACAUCCAUACAUGCCAGAACAUGUAUUUUGUUUGUCAAAGCAUUCAAGUAUUGAUAGGGAAGGGAGAAAGGAAACAAGAGAGGAAAACAUUUUCAAGGCACUGAGGAAGGUCUUUUUAUCUUCGUUUCUUUAUAUAUAUUUUCUUUUUCUUUCGUAUGUGUUUCUUUCCUUUUGUAAUGGGAUCUGAAACUGAAAUUGAGAGUGAAAUUGAGAGGAAGAAACGCAAAGCGAAGCAAACACCACUACACUGCGCACACAUGGAUUCCCCGCAAGACCUAAAACAAAGCAACAAAAUUGGAUCAAAAAUGGCUCUAUUGUCUUUUUUUAUGGGAUGUUUUUCAUUUCAGAAAACUGAACCCCUUAUUCUCUCCUUUUCUUUUUAAAGGAUGCAUUUUCAUGCCCCGGUCUUGGCUUUUCGCUUCGUCUUCUUCACGCCGUACAUUUUUGGUUCUAUGGUUUAUCAAACAUGCCCGGGCAUUGUAUUAUUUCAUAUUGCCGCGGAUCUUAUCUUCUUUCUGGGGCUUUCUCGUUUCAAACUGGGUCAAGUGUAAAAUUGUGUCUUAGGGCUCUUCAUAUACUUUGUGAAAAAAAAUACAAAAAAAUUAACAUAUCACUUUUCCUAUCAAU